AUGAUUAUAUUCCUAAUUGUUUUUACAAUAACUUACUGUGAUGAACAUGAUUAUAAAUAUGAAGAAGGUCAAAAAGUUGUUUUAUGGAUGAAUACAGUUGGUCCAUAUCAUAAUCAUCAAGAAACAUAUAAUUAUUUUUCAUUACCAUUCUGCCGUGAAAAUAUUUUAGGUGUUGAAUUAGAAUAUAGUGGAGUUGAAAUUAAUUAUAAACUUGAUAAAGAAAAAACAGAUUUUUGUGAAACAACAUUAACACAAGAAAAUUAUGAUGCAUUUACAUAUGCAAUUAAAAAUCAUUAUGGGUAUCAAAUAUUUAUUGAUGAUUUACCUAUUUGGGGAGCAUUUCUUGUUCCAUUUCAACAUAAAAUGGUCUUUUAA
This is a messenger RNA of Rotaria sordida, 375 nucleotides long. Lineage: Eukaryota; Metazoa; Rotifera; Eurotatoria; Philodinida; Philodinidae. The record is from the annotation of a GenBank genome assembly.